CCGAGCGGAGUCAGUACCGCGCCGCCGGCCGGCCGAAGCGAACGUGUCUGCGGUUGUUGUAUCGCCCGCACCGGGCGCAUGUUUCAGUGAAAUUUCGUUAUGCCGAUGUCGUCGUGAAUCUGUAACAAAAAUGGACUUUCAGAGUGCUAUGGAGACAUUCGCCGAGGCAUGGGCAGCUGCCAAUACUGUCAAAUCUGAGGCCCCGAGUGACUUAUCGCAGAAUUUGUCAUCGGAUCUACGUCGCAGCAAGACUCCGCCGCGACGGUCGCCGGAGGAGCGUGCGGUUCCACGGCCGCCGUCCGCGCCUGCGGCCCACGAGCGUGGUCCACACACGCCGCACACACCGCACACGCCACACACGCCGCACACGCCAUACACUCCGCAUCUAUCACCCAAGAAAGAAGCAUUCAAUAACCUACUAAAUAAAGGAAUAUCAGGUAAAACAUUACCGGUGCACUGCGUGGUGGAAGCGGUAUCGUCAUUGGAGGAGGGAACGUGGCGCCGCCGCGCAAUUGUGGAGACGGACAGCUACGUCAUCAUCCCCGCCGCCACCGCCUUCCACGAGCUCGUGCCCGCUGCCAUGAUGAGGCUAGGAUAUCCGCAUGAACUCGCCGCCUCCGCUAAAGGUUCAGUGGUGAUAAACAACUGGAAGCCGCUUUCCUUCGAGAAGAUCUCUGAUGGUCCUCUGGUGACUGUCGGCGAAGUGUUAGGCGAGUUGACAACGGUCGCCACGCUGCGGAUCCAACUCCUUAGGCCAAGGCUCACACCACUCCAGGACAUCAAAGAUAAACUCCUGAGGCUGCUGCUGGUGCAAAGCAGGCCUUUGUUGAUUUCCACAGGAUGCCCAUUAGAUGAGGUCACAUUAGCUCAGAUUUGUAGAGGGCAAGAUCGAACGCCGGGGCCUCACAAUUUCCACGAGCCAUCUGAGGACAUGCGAAGAAAGUUCGAAUCUUGGUGGAGCGCCCAAGUUUCGCCACGGCCGCCGCCUUUUAGUCCACGACAUUAUUCAUCACCGGUGCCCAAAAAUCGUUCGCCUACUCUGACCGCUAUACCAGAUCAUUUGCAUCCGGCGCUACAGACGGUCCAGAAUCAAUAUCCAACACAGAAAACUAGGAUGAGGACCAGCUUCGACCCUGAACUGGAAUUGCCGAAGUUGCAACGUUGGUUUUCUGAAAAUCAGCACCCAAGCCGGCAACAGAUACAACAAUAUGUAAGAGAAUUAAACAACUUAGAAUCAAGACGAGGUCGCAAACCUUUAGAUGUGAAUAAUGUGGUGUAUUGGUUUAAAAAUGCAAGAGCUGCACAAAAACGUGCUGAACUACGCAACAUUGGAGGUAUUGGUUGUCAUCUCGGUGUAAAUGGCUUCAAUAGUAGGAGUCAUAGUCCAUCCAAUGGAUCAUUGAUGGCGAGUAAUGACAAUUAUGCGAUGCAAGAUCGCAAUUCAAUGAAGAGUCCUAUGCAAAUGUCGGGCAGUCCCGGCAGAUAUCCGAUGUCUAUAAUGUCUGAGGACAAUUUAUCGAAUGCGGGAUCCGAUUUAGAAGACGACGGAGGGGAUUUGAAUCCAGAUGAUAGGCCUGAAAGUCCUGAUGCUCCCCUUUCUCUUAUAACUACAAAGAAGAAUAAUAAUGACGAAGAGAUGUCAAAACAAUCACCGAAGCCUCCAGAUAUUAUAAAGGUCCAUGAUAUCAAACAAGAGCUGCGUGACUUGGCCAGAUCUGAUCAAACGAAUUCACCUCAACAAUCACCUGACAAGAACAGCGACAGCUCUCACAAUAACAAUAACAACGUUAAAGAAGAAAACGGUAUCACUGACGAGCAAGACGUGGCUUCCGAUGAUGACGUUGUUCAAGAGCGACACUAUCGUCCAUCAACACCGCACCUUGAUCGCUUACCCUUCCCUAUGGUACCAAAUCAUCCGAUGUUUGGUCAUGGUAUUAUGUAUAUGAGCCAGUACAUGAGUGGUUUCCCUGGCGUCGGUCCAGUACCCGGUGAAGGCGCAAGCGGCUUGAAUCUCGCUCUCGCCGGUGCUUCUGACGAAAGACGCAAACGUAACCGCACUUUUAUAGACCCUGUCUCCGAAGUCCCGGUUCUCGAACAAUGGUUUUCAAUGAACACCCAUCCAUCACACAAUCUCAUAUUAAAAUACACAGAAGAACUGAAUAGGAUGCCGUACAGGCAGAAAUUUCCUCGACUGGAAUCAAAGAAUGUGCAGUUUUGGUUCAAAAAUCGACGAGCUAAAUGCAAGAGGCUUAAGAUGUCGCUGUACGAACCGUCGUCCCCAAGCCACUACUCGCAUCCCGGUCAUCAUGCUAUCGCCGAACGAAAGAUGGUGUGAACUUUUAGUAAUAUUCGCUGUGACUAUUUGAACCGCUAGUGGAAACAUCUUAACAGUAGUAGUAUUUCAGAACGAUAAAACGUUUACAUUUUUCAGAGUAACGUAGAAUAGGAGCCAUUGAGGUUGUAUGCGUCUAUUCUAUCAACUAUUAAUAUGCCAUAGAUUUUUAAGUGGAACUAUAGUCAUAAUUAUGAAUCAAAUAUGACGCAACCGUUUAUCAUACAGCUUUUCGCUUUAGGAUCUUUGAAAAGUUUUAACACACGACGUUCUGUAGUUUAGCUUAUAUUUGGGAUAACAUGUUAAUGGCACAAAACGCCUACAAGUAAAUUUCAUGAGUGAUCUUGGAGUUGUAUUAACGCUUGUGAUUAGAAUCACAUGAUUUCGUUUCUAAUUUCAGCGUGUAUUACGAAAGACUGAAUUCGAAUCGUUUAUGGUGUGUAGUGCCAUGUUAGUAUUAAAUGCGUCAGUUCCACUGUACAGAUCGUAUUAUUAAAUUCUUUAUAUACCGUAAUAAUUCAAUUAUAAACUUGGAAGUGAAUCGAUGUAAAUAAUUAGUUGGAAAGAUUUUAAAUUUCAAAUUGCUUAGACGAACGAAAUAUCGCUGCUUAUCUUUCUGAACUUCUGUAGCACGAUCUUUUCGUAUUUAAAACAUCUAUAAAUGAAUCUCAGCUGAAAAAUACUUUCGGUUUGUAAAUAAAUAAUUUAGUAUUAGAUUUAUUUAUUAAAUAUUACAUUAGUGUUAUACAAAAUUGUUAGCUAAUACUCGUAUGAAUGGAUUCUCACCAAACGUUCCAUUUCUAUUAUUCGUAGUGUAAUUUAGAAACCGUAUCUGUAGAGUAAACUUUUAGAACGGUAUUAAAUGUUAUAAUAUGUAAUUAAUGAGUCAUUUAUCAUAGAUAUACGUAAUGUUAAAUUGCACAUAAAGUAGAGCAAAUAUUGUAGAGUAAAAUUAUUUCAACUACGUCAUUUAAGACUAAAGCUUGGAAAACUUCGAUGUUAAUAGACUCAUCUUGAGAUAAUUUUAAUAUCUCAGGUCACAUGUUACGCACAUUCCUUUAUUCGUAAUAUAUUUUAAUACUUCCUCAAUCCAAAGAUUGGUUAGUGUUAUAGAAUUUUAUCUUUAUAAUUAUUUUGAUUACCAAAAUUGCGUAGUUCCCAUAUCAAAGAUAUCGUCUCAAUGUUUAAUAGAUUUUAAUGUUUUAUUUCUGUUAGGGAUACUUGUAUUGAAAAGUUAUCUCGACAAAUAUCAAUUGUAAAAUGCAUCUUUAUAUUAAUGUUUGUAUGAAAAUGUUGGUAAUGCAAUAAUGUUUUCUAUGUUUAUUAUUUAAGUGGUAAUGUGUAUUUGUUCCUAUUCAUUUAUCUUUAAAAAUUAUUGGAAUUUUAUUGUAUUACAUUAAUUUAUUUUGGUAGUAUCGGUUAAUCUAUUUGCUGGUUUAAACGGAUAAUUUUAAGAUUUUCAUCAAUGAUACAAAUACAAUGUAUUUCCAUUGUUUUGCAUAUAUCAAUAUUUUUAACACAUGCAUGAAUUUUAGAUACGUAAACAGCAAUGGAGGAUACACUAUGUCUAAAUGUCGCACGGGGCGACGCCUCACAAGAUGGUCAUGUAACAGUAUUUACGCAUUUAAUAUUCGAGGCUGUAACACAUUUAACUUGGAAUAUUGUUUUGUAGUUUUAGAAUUACCACAGACGAUAGGCCCGAUCUCACAUCUCUAUAAAAUGGUAACCAAUUAGACACACGAGAACAGUAGAUUGUCACAUUUUAACGCGAUGAAAUGUACAGUCAGCUUUACAAAUGUGUACAUGUUUAUGCAGCUAACUGUACUGAUAGUUUCUAUAGGUGUGAAAAAGGGCCUAUUUUAUUGUGAAUUGUAUCGUUCAUCGCUAGAUAUUCCCCAUACAUUGUUUUGUUAUCUCCAUGUUAUGCUUGUUUUGUGAAGCUGUGAUGAUAUUUCCAAAUAAUGUAAAUAUUUUUAUUAAUUGUUUAAUUAAGGGUUUCUAUUGUAAUUCGUCACUAGGCUCUACGAACAAUUAAGCAUUAAUUUGCUUAGAUAAUGGAAAAUAAUUGGCUAAAUGUUUAUUCCAUUCAAUUAUAAACGAAA
Messenger RNA from Papilio polytes (common Mormon), 4434 nucleotides. RefSeq lists its product as uncharacterized. Gene Ontology annotation, biological process: regulation of transcription by RNA polymerase II; chromatin remodeling. The coding region runs from base 131 to 2335 and encodes 734 amino acids. The transcript is spliced from 6 exons. Gene Ontology annotation, molecular function: DNA-binding transcription factor activity, RNA polymerase II-specific; RNA polymerase II cis-regulatory region sequence-specific DNA binding. Lineage: Eukaryota; Metazoa; Arthropoda; Insecta; Lepidoptera; Papilionidae. The record is from RefSeq and is a predicted model, not a curated record.